AAAAAAAAAAAAGAGAUCGAGACCAUCCUGGUCAACAAGGUGAAACCCCGUCUCUACUAAAAAUACAAAAAUUAGCUGGGCAUGGUGGUGCGUGCCUAUAGUCCCAGCUUCUCGGGAGACUGAGGCAGGAGAAUUGCUUGAACCCAGGAGGCGAGGUUGCCGUGAGCCGUGCCAGUGCACUCCAGUCUGGGUAACAACAGCGAAACUCCGUCUCAAAACAAAACAAAACAAAAAGAAUCAAAAGCUAAGUCUUCAUAGUCUGAGUAUUCGUAAGUUCAGUAUCAUUGGUGACCAGUUGAUUUAAGGGUUUAGGGUUUAUUAAACUCUUCUGUUAUGUACAGGAUUCGUAGGGAUGGGAGGGCAAUUUAAUAAGAAUAAUGGCGGGUAGGAUAGUUCAGAUUAUUUCCAUUUCUUGAGCGUUUAUGGUGCUGGUAUGGGUUAGCUUUGUAGUAAGUAUUAGGGAAAUAACAUAUAGGACUGGAGAGCUAAUUAGGAAAAUAAUUAUGAGGAUGUGAUCAUGGAAAUCAAUUAGUUCUUUAUAAUGGGGGACGUAGCGUUUUAUAGACCUAGUUGGGCUGGGUGAGCCAUUAAGAUAUAUAGAGUUUGGUCUAUAAUUUAACUUUCAAAAAGUUAUGUAAUUAUUUUACUAAUAUCUUAUUGAAAAGUUAUAGGGUCUAUGGAAUUGGCUUGAAACCAGUUUUUGGGGGUUCAAAUCCUUCCUUUUGUUGCAUUGAACUUAGCACAGAAAGUCAACACCAGAACAAAAGUAUGCCAAAUUGCAGGGUUUAUUGCCGGCGACCACGGAGGACUCACAUCUCUCCAACCCGUGGCAGAGAAAGAAGAAUGACAAGACCUUUUUAUACCCACAAAACCACCUUGGGAGUGGGGGUGAGGAGCGGAGAUGGGAAUGAAAGCUGUCAAUCACCUCCUAGGCUGAGAUGAGGGUGAGGGGGCUCCAGACAUUCCAAGGGCCAGGGGACUUUUGUCAUUCCGAUUGCCACUUAAGUGGUUUACAGAGGUCAAGGUAAACAUUAGUUUAUACAUUAUUUGGGCAGGUGUGGGGUCCACAGAUUUUUCAGUUGAUUGGCGCCAGGAUGGAAUUAUCUGGGGGUGCUUACUUUGGUAAACAAAAGCCAGCAAUUCUGGCAGUUACAGAUAAGAGAAAGUAUGCAGCUUGUCCUCUCUUUGCAUUUUGCAAGGUAAUCUUAGUAGUUUACAGAAGCCAUGGCUAGCAGUCAUUGUGAGGAGAAUGGAACAGUUUUCCCAUUGUAAAAUGGCAUUGCACUGGUUCUAAUUCUAGGCCAGCUAUAUCACACUUUUUUGGUUAAAGAUUUUAUGUAGGUGGACUCUUCAAAUGUGUGAUAAGGAGGAGGGCAGCCAUAGAGUCAUUCUAGAUUGGUAGAUAGCUGCUCAAUGGUUGAAACUUUUCGUUUUGAGGAGAAGGCUUCUCAAAUUAUGAAAAUUAUUAGAACAACUGCUGUUAAUGAAAUUAAUGAGCCCACAGAUGAGACGAUGUUUCAGGUAGUGGAUGCAUCAGGAUAAUCCGAGUAUCGUCGGGGUAUUCCGGAUAAGCCAAGAAAAUAUUGUGGAAAGAAAGUUAAAUUUAUGCCUACAAAUAUAGUAAUAAAGUGAAUUUUAGCAUAGGUCUGGUCAAGUGUAUAACCCAAGAAUAAGGGGAAUCAGUGAAUAAAGCCCCCUAUGAUAGCAAAUACUGCUCCUAUGGAUAGGACGUAAUGGAAAUGAGCUGCUACAUAGUAUGUGUCGUGUAAGACAAUGUCUAAUGGUGAGUUGGCUGGUACGAUUCCUGUUAAUCCACCUACAGUGAAAAGGAAGAUAAAACCCAGAGCUCAGAAUAUUGCGGGAGAUGGUUUAAUGUGGCCGCCAAAGUCAGAAGCUUAUAUUAUUUAUUCGAGGGAAUGCCAUAUUGGGAGCACCAAUUAUUAGAGGAAUAAGUCAGUUUCCAAAACCUCCAAUUAUAAUUGGUAUUACUAUAAAGAAGAUUAUAAUAAAUGCAUGAGAGGUGACAAUAACUUUAUAAACAUGGUCAUCUUCUAUUAGGCUUCUCGGUUGACCUAGCUCUGCUCGAAUUAGGAGGCUUAGGGCUGUUCCUACUGCCCCUGCUCAUGCGCCAAAUAGUAAGUAUAGUGUUCCGCUAUCUUUAUGGUUAGUUGAAAAUAGCGAUUUAUGAACAUAGGUAGGAGGUAAAAUGGCUGAGUAAGCAUUAGACUGUAAAUCUAAAGACAGAAGAGUAGCCUUCUUUUUACCAGCUCUGAGGUGAUUUAUCAUAUUGAACUGCAAAUUCAAAGCAGCAGCUUCAACCCUGCCGGGGCUUCUCCGGCCUUUUUUCCCUGACUGGCGGGAGAAGUAGAUUGAAGCCAGUUAAUUAGGUUGUUUAGCUGUUAACUAAAUUUUUGUGGGUUAAAGUCGCAUCAAUCUAGGAAGGGCUUAGCUUCAUUAAAGUAAUUGAUUUGCAUUCAGUUGAUGCAAAAUAAAGUUUUGCAGCCUUAGAGUGGUGCAGAAAUUAAGUAAAGUUUACUUACUAAGGGCUUUGAAGGCUCUCGGUCUUAUUAAACUAAAUUUCUAGACUAUUAGUAUUAGCGGGGUUACAGGUAGGAGAAAGGCGGAAGAAAUCAUAAGUGGAGAUAGAAGUGGUGGUGGCUUUAUAUAUUUCAAUGGCGAAUUAAUUUUUGUAUUAUUGGAUGUGGGAAAUAUUGUUAUUGAGAUGGAGUAUGUUAGGUGUAUAUAAAAAUAUAAGUUUAUUAGUGUUAAUAUAGCUAUGGUAAGAGGGAAAAUGAGGUGGUCGUUUUUUGUAAGUUCUUGUAUAAUAGCUCAUUUAGGAGAAAAGCCUGUUAGUGGGGGUAAACCUCCUAAAGAUACUAUUAUUCGUGGAAUUAUGGGUAUUAUUCAUGUGAGUUUAUUCCAGGUGUGUGAUAGUGAUAGGGUUGUUACAUUUGAGUUUAGAUAAAAAAUUAGGAAUGUAGAGAUUGUUAGGAAGAUAUAGAUGAGUAGGCUUAGACUGGUAAUAUUUGGGUCAUAGUAUAGUACUGCUAUCAUUCAUCCCAUCUGAGUGAUUGAGGAGUAAGCUAGGAUUUUGCGCAGUUGUGUCUGGUUAAGUCCCCCUCAGCUACCAAAUAUAAUGGAUAAGAUUGAGGUUUUUUUUUUUGAGACGGAGUUUCGCUCAUGUUACCCAGGCUGGAGUGCAAUGGCGCGAUCUCAGCUCACCGCAACCUCCACCUCCUGGGUUCGGCCAAUUCUCCUGUCUCAGCCUCCUGACUGAGUAGCUGGCAUUACAGGCACUCGUCACCAUGCCCAGCUAAUUUUUUGUAUUUUUAAUAGAGACGGGGUUUCACCAUGUUGACCAGGAUGGUCUCGAUCUCUUGACCUCGUGAUCCACCCAUCUUGGCCUCCCAGAGUGCUGGGAUUAUAGGCGUGAGCCACUGCGCCCGGCUGCUUGUAUGUCUUCUUCAGAGAAGUGUCUGUUCAUGUCCUUUGUCCUUUGUUUUUGAGGCAGAGUCUUGCUCUGUUGCCCAGGCUGGAGUGCAGUGGUGCCUUCUCUGCUCACUGCAACCUCUGCCCCUGGGUUCAAGCGAUUCUCUUGCCUCAGCCUCUCAAGUAGCUGGGAUUGCAGGCACCUGCCACCAUGCUUAGCUAAUUUUGUAUUUUUAGUAGAGAAUGGGUUUCACCAUGUUGUGCAGGCUGGUCUUGAACUCCUGACCUCAAGAGAUCUACGCCUCAGCCUCCCAAAGUGCUGGGAUUACUGGUUUGAGCCACUGCUCCCCACCAAUUUAUGUUAUUUAAAUGCAAAUUAUUGGCAAACAAAUUGGGAACUGCCUCUUCUUUUUCUUUAAAAACCUACUUCCAACUGUUGUUAAUCACAGUGAAUAUUCAGGGUGAGUUGAAUGUAUACUCCCAAGGUUGCAGUCCUCAAACUUGACCCAAAUGUACUUUUUUUUUUUUUGAGACUAAGUUUUGCUGUUGUUGUCCAGGCUGGAGUGCAGUGGUGCAAUCUCAGCUCACUGCAACCUCCCCAUCCUGGGUUCAAGAGAUUCUCCUGCCUCAGCCUCCCCAAUAGCUGGGAUUACAGGCACGCUGCUACCACACCAGGCUAAUUUUUGUAUUUUGAGUAUAGACAGUGUUUCCCCAUGUUGGUCAGGCUCCAAGUCCUGACCUCAGGUGGUCCACCUGCCUCAGCCUCCCAAAGUGCUGGGAUUACAGGCAUGAGCCACCAGCAUGAGCCACCGUGCCAGACCCCCAAAUAUACUCUUACUUAUAUUAAUUUUGCCUCAGUUUUUUUUUUUUUUGAGAUGAAGUUUUGCUCUUGUUACCCAGGCUGGAGUGCAAUGACGCGAUCUCGGCUCACCUCAACCUCCGCCUCCUGGGUUCAAGCAAUUCUUCUGCCUCAGCCUCCUGAGUAGCUGGGAUUACAGGCACGCACCACCAUGCCCAGCUAAUUUUUUGUAUUUUUAGUAGAGAUGGGGUUUCACUAUGUUGUUUAGGCUGGUCUGAAAGUCGUGACCUCGGGUGAUCCACCCAUCUCAGCCUCCCAAAGUGCUAGGAUUACAGACACGAGCCAGGCAGUUUUUUAAGUUCUAAAAUUAUACUAUUUGCCCCUAGCACCAAGAUUGUAGUCUCAAAAUACCAUUGCCCAAUGAAAGGAAACAAGGCUUCCUGGACAAAAUGCUGAUUCCAGGUCUAGGCCAGAAAUGUGUACGGAACCUGGAACAUAUUGUCACUCUGGAUAGCAAAGAAUCUAUAAAGAUUAUUAGGAUGAUUUCAACAUGUCCGAAGGGCCAAUCUGAAGGGACUCCUUCUAACCAAAGAUGGGACAUUUUGUACAUUAGUAAGGAUAAUAGUUGCAGUGAACUGAGAUAUAUCAAAUAUGUUUGAAUAUCUGCAUUCAUAAUGAUCCUUUUGAAAAAAUAAAAGUGGGCUGGCACAGCUCCUCAUGCCUGUAAUUUCAACACUCUGGGAGGCUGAGUUAGGAGGAUCACUUCAUCCAGGAGUUCAAGACCAGCCUGUGCAACACAGGGGGACUUUGUCUCAACAAAAGAUUUUUUAAAUUACUCAGGUUUGAGGGCCCGUGUCUUUGGUCCCAGCUACUCAGGAAGCUGAGAUGGGAGGGUCACCUGAGCCUAGAAGUUUGAGGCUGUAGUGGCAUGACUGCUUCUCUGCAUACCAGCCUGGGCAACAGAGCUAGACCCUCCCUGUCUAAAUAAAUUAAUUAAUAGAAGUGGUCACCAUUGAAGGAUAUACAUGAAACAGCCCAUGAUUUUGAAAAAUGGUAAACAAGAAAUCAAGCCAUGAACUGAUGUUUUCUAUAUAAGUUGUACAAGUGAGUAACAGUUCAUAAGAAGCAGCAUCUCUUUUUUAUAUUUACUUCAUUUUUUUCUUAAUGCAAGGCUCUUCUUGGGGUAGCAGUGUCUCUUUCUUCAUGCACGGCCCUUCUUAGGGUAGCAGUAUCUCUUCGAAGUGUGGCAGCUCAUAAAUGAAGAAGGAAUGAUACAACAAUGCCUUCAUUGUUCAAUCCGUAACUGAUCAAUGGCCAUUAACACCACCAAUUAAAAAAAAAAAAGAUCUCCAGAGAGUACACACCUCCUCCCAGAAGAAACUAGCACAGCCUUUUUGCCCUGAAUCAAGUCCAGCCUGAAUCUCACCAAGUCUUGAGAUCAAACUACUAAUUUAUCAAAACUAGAACAAAGUGAAGAGCAAGUUAACCAACAUCAUAAGAUACAAUUAGCAAAAUUCACAGUAUGAGAAACAGCAUAAUGAGAAUACACUUAGCAUAAUUCAAAGUGUGGGGAAAUGGCCUGAUUUAUUCAAUAAAUGGACUGCAAGGGACAGCACAGAGAUGAAAGUGGGAUGCUGUCAGGAUCAACAAAACCCUAAGAGGCAAAUCACACAAUCCCAAAGAGAGACUUUAUUUGGAUCCUGAUUCAAACAAUAAAUACAUGAAACGACUAGAAAUUUGGAGCUAGAAGGAGAGUUGACAGUGAUAAAGAGCAAUGGUGUGAGAUGGUUGGUUGAUGAUGGUAUUGGGAUUAUAUUUUUUAAUGAGUUCUUGUCUCCGGGCAUGGCGGUUCACACCUAUAAUCUCAGCAGUGUGGGAGGUCAAGGCAGGAAGAUCCUUUGAAUCCAGGAAUUGUAGACCAGCCCGGGCAACAUAGCAAGACCCUGUCUCUACUAAAAUACAAAUAAAAAGAUGAGCUGGGCAUGGUGUGAGUCUGUAGUUGCAGCUACUCAGGAAGUUGAGGCAGGAGAGGCCACAGUGAACCAAGAUCAUGCCACUGAACUCCAGCCUGGGUGACAGAGACCUCGUGUUGAAAGAACAAACAAGAAUCGUAUCUUUUACAGACAUCCACCAAGACGGUCAGGGAGGAAAUUCUAUGAUGUGUGGGAUUUGCUAUAAAAUCACGAGAGGAAGAGGAGAAGCAUGUAGGAGUAUACAUGUAAUGCGAUUGGCCGUCAGAUAACAAAUACCUGAAUCUGCUGCUGAGUAGGUGGAAGCUCACUAUACUAGCCUCUUGUUCCAAAAAGCUCUAGAAUAGGAAGUUUGUGUAAAAAUCCACUUCAGGGAUUUGUAACAUGCAUUGAAUAAGAUCGUUUAUACAGAGUGUUUUCUCACCGCGGCUUGCAGGUAGUCAGCACACAAACAUGGUUUUUAGUUUUGUAUAGUCCCCGUCCAUGAAUCACACCCAAAAAAGGUAUGUUGUUCACACCAUGAGCUCUGACCCAUGGACCUUUGUCCACUUGGUGGUAAUUCAUUGGAGUCUGAGGUUUAGAAUGACGAAAUACCAGCCUUCAAAGUCCCAGGCCUGCUAUGAAAUAGCAAAGCCAAUGGUCCCAGAUGCCUUCGUAGCACACCUAGUAAGUAGGACCACUUUUCUCUCACCUUGUAGGCACACUUGAGUCCAUGCACUCAUUUUUCAUUCAUUUCUUAUAUGCCGUGUAUUGGGUACUAGGGAUCCAUAAUACAGUGGACCCACAAUUGACUGGAAGCAUCACUUUUAAAGCAUCAUUUCAGGAUGAGUAUUUUGCAUCAAGUGGAUUCAAGGAACAGUGCGAAGGAUCCAUGGCCUCAAUCACCAUGAAGAGCCUCCCAAGAGCCAACUGUCCUGGGCACAUGUAAGUGAGUGGAGACAUGGAACUCACCCUUACAAGGCCUAGAACCUGACAGAGCAUACAAGACAGAAGCCCAGAUAACUAAGAAGGGGAAGCUGUAGGUGAGAGGUGGGCCCCAAAGGAUUCUGUGAAAAUGCUUUGUGUUUGUGGAUUUAUCACGCAGAACGAAACCUUUGUUUUUAGUCACAGGUUAGACACACUCUCUAUAUAGAAUCUAUGAAGGGACAUUGCUGAAUUUUUUGAGGCCUUUAGUGAAAAAUGGAUUAUCUCAGGCAGCUCAGGAUGAAUAAUACAGUCACCAAGAGGGGCAGGGUGGCCACAGGUGGCCAGCAGCAGGAAUGGGCAUUGUGAGCCAUUGGAUGGGGUUGUGAGAAGUGGCAAUGUGAGUCACUGGCCUGACUUUGUUGUUUCCUGGCAAUCAGGUGACAUAGGAGGCUUUGUGGGGACAGGCAUCAGCCAGGACCAGCAGCCUUCAGUCGGAAGCUGGUAGUGGGAGGAGGAGGAGCUCCGACUACUCUCACGGAAGUGUUUGUGCCCUUGGCACUUGCUCUGUUGCUUUGUUUUUUCCUUUGUUUUAUUUUGUCUGUUGCUUUGUUUUGUUUUUUCUUUUCUUUUUUUUUUGCGUGUUGCUUUGUUUUGUUUUGUUUUUUGUUUGUUUGUUUUUAAAUUUUAUUUUAUUUUGUGUUGCUUUGUUUUUAAAGUCCCCUUGUGGAUCAUCCAUGGGGAAUUGUCCACGCCCCAGCGCUGGCCCCAGUUGCGAGCCUUGUGGCCAGUCUGUUGCAUCCACCACUGCAGAGCCUGCCGUGUUACAUCUCGGAGUGGUGGAGGUCCAGGACGCGCAGCCCAUAAAAUCUAAGAGGCGCAAAGGUUUGGCUGGCCGCGCCAGGAGCUGGGCAGCAAAAAGGAGGCGUAAGAAAAUUUGCCGCAGUGAAAAUGAAGCUCCCAUUCAAGACCUGGAGGAGGGUAGGACUGCAAGGAUUGCGGAGGAGAUGUCACCUGAGAUAGAGCUGCUGCAGGAGGAGAACCGGCAGAAGCUGGGCCUGAGCACCAACCUCAAGCAGGUGGAGGAUGAGGAGAAUUCCUUCUGGGAACAGCUGGAGAAGGAGAAGGAGGCCACGCACAACCUUGAGAAGCAGACUGCCACCCUCCACGCCCAGGUGGCCAACAUGACGAAGAUUGAGGACACUGUGGGGUGCCUGGAAACCGCAGAGGAGGUGAAGAGGCAGCUCUGGAAGGACCUGGAGGGCCUGAGCCAGCGGCACAAGGACAAGCUGGAGAAUACCAAGACACGGCUGCAGCACGAGCUGGACGACCUGCUUGUGGACCUGGACAACCAGCGCCAGACGGUGUGCCACCUGGAGAAAAAGCAGAAGAAGUUUGACCAGCUCCUGGCAGAGGAGAAGACCAUCUCUGCCAAGUAUGCAGAGGAGCGUGACCGGGCUGAGGCUGAGGCCCGAGAGAAGGAGACCAAGGCGCUGUCGCUGUCCCGGGCCCUGAAGGAAGCCAUGGAGCAGAAAGUGGAGCUGGAGCGGCUCAACAAGCAGUUCUGCGUGGAGAUGGAGGACAUCAUGAGCUCCAAGGGCAAGAGCGUGCAUGAGCUGAAGUCCAGGCGGCUUCUGGAGCAGCAGGUGGAGGAGUUGAAGACCCAGCUGGAGGAGCUAGAGGAUGAGCUGCAGGACACUGAAAACACCAAUCUGCAGCUGGAGGUCGACCUGCAGGCCAAGAAGAUCCAGUUCGAGCAGGACCUGCAGGGCUGGGACGAGCAGAGUGAGGAGAAGCAGCAGCAGCUGGUCAGACCGGUGUGCGUGGGCUCCUGCUACCCCAUGGUGGCCAGGGUUGUCCUGGCUUCACCCAGGCUUCCAUUUCCUCCUUCCACCUGGAUUGUGUUAGGGCCCUGGACCACGCCUCCCCUCCCCUGUCCCUCCUGUCCAGUCCCCUGUCCCUCGGGUCAGUGACUCACCUUCUUAGAGUUCUUAGAGUCAGUAAUGCCCACUGGCUUCCGGAGGCCCCACAGAUCCUGCAGAGGCACCUGGGUUCAGA
Messenger RNA from Callithrix jacchus (white-tufted-ear marmoset), 9159 nucleotides. RefSeq names its product myosin-9-like. Gene Ontology annotation, cellular component: cytoplasm; myosin filament; myosin II complex. Lineage: Eukaryota; Metazoa; Chordata; Mammalia; Primates; Cebidae. The record is from RefSeq and is a predicted model, not a curated record. Gene Ontology annotation, molecular function: microfilament motor activity; actin filament binding.